AUGGAGACAAUCAAGAUGAGGCUGCCAUCGGAAGCCUCAGAAUAUUGUACCCCCGAAGUUGGACCAAAAGUGUCCCCUUAUGCAAGCCCCAGCUGCAAGGUCUACUUCAAGGGCGGGCAGCCGUUUACAGUCCCACGCGAUCUACUAUGCGAAGGACUCGAGAGGAUUCGCUACAGCUCGAACGAGAUACACCUCGGGAAUGUGCCGGAUGAAGUAGGCCAUGCGGUCAUCCACUACCUCCACACUGGCAGAUGGCAAACCCUCGACGAUGCAGAUUUGCCCGAUGCAGCGAGAUUUUCGAAACGACUCGAAGUCAGCUUACGCGUAUACGGCACGGCGCAAACCUACAACCUGCCAGGCUUGGCGGAGCUCUCUAAGCAGAAGAUGUCUCAAUACGCCGGGGCAUUGCCUGCUUUGCAGGUUCUUGUAUUAGCCUCCGAUGCGUGCCAACUCUUGGGUGAGGGUGACCCCUGGUUCCCUACCUUCAUCAAGCUGCGUGUUGAGGAGCUAUUUCGAGACGCCUCGCCGCAGGACAAAACACGCUUCCUGACGUGUUUUGACACGGCGACGCCAUACUCCAAGAUGCUCGUCAAACUCAUCGUUGAGAUAUGUUGCAACAAUUCGGCCCCUUUCUAUGCCGCAUCCCAGCCUACGCCUCCGGCCGAACCGGAACUACUGGAACCGUUCGUCCCCCAGGAAGUCUGUAAGAAAUGCUACUGGAAUAGCAAGAAGAAAAAGAUGAGAAAGCAAAACGAACAUGUUUCGAAAGAGGAAGUCCCUCCGGAAGAGGAAGUCCCUCCGAUGGUCAUCGCCGCAGAGCCAGAACCAAUGCCAGUACCAGAGGAAUAUCCACCUUCACCGGAGCCAUGCACGCCGAUGCCGGAGCCAUGUACGCCGAUGCCAGAGCCAGAAAUAGAGCCAGAAACAAAGGAAUACACACUGGAGGCAGAGCCAGAACCAGCGGUGGAAACAGCGUCAGACCCGCCGGCGGCUCCUGUUGAGGACUGGCUGAGAACCAUUCCCAAUCCGGACACGAAGAAGAAGAAGAAGAAGAAGAAGAAUAAGACGGCCCCUACUGCAGAUGACGAAUGUUAA
Molecule: messenger RNA, 1095 nt
Organism: Colletotrichum graminicola M1.001
Lineage: Eukaryota; Fungi; Ascomycota; Sordariomycetes; Glomerellales; Glomerellaceae
Exons: 2
Coding region: 1-1095 (364 amino acids)
Source: RefSeq, a predicted model, not a curated record